GGUCAGCACUUGAUGCCAUUCUCCCUCAAGACAACAACCACUUCUUCUCUUCGUCGAUCUCAGACUCAUUAUUUCAACCUUAAUCGAAAUCUCCGAUCGAGAAAUUGGAGAAUGACGACGCCUCCUGUUCUGUCUCUCGCUCUUCCUUCAGAUACUGGUCGUGUUCUUAGUAUCCAAUCCCACACUGUUCAGGGAUAUGUUGGUAACAAAUCAGCUGUCUUUCCUCUUCAAUUGUUGGGGUAUGAUGUGGAUCCAAUUAACUCGGUACAGUUCUCGAAUCAUACCGGGUAUCCUACAUUUAAAGGACAGGUUUUGAAUGGUGAACAAUUGUGGGAUUUGAUUGAAGGUCUUGAAGCAAACAAUUUGUUGUUCUACACUCAUGUAUUAACAGGAUAUAUUGGAUCAGUGUCGUUCCUGGAUACAAUCUUGAAGGUUAUCAAUAAGCUUCGGUCUAUAAACCCAAAUCUUACAUAUGUAUGUGAUCCGGUGAUGGGUGAUGAAGGAAAGUUGUAUGUGCCUGAAGAAUUGGUACAUGUUUAUCGUGAAAAGGUUGUUCCAUUGGCGUCUAUGUUGACUCCUAACCAGUUUGAGGCAGAGAAAUUAACAGGAUUAAGGAUAAAUUCUGAAGAAGAUGGCAGGGAAGCGUGUGCUAUUCUUCAUGCAGCUGGUCCUUCAAAGGUGGUGAUCACUAGCAUUAUUAUAGGAGGCAUUCUAUUGCUUAUUGGAAGCCAUCAGAAAGAAAAGGGUCUGAAGCCUGAGCAAUUCAAGAUUGAAAUACACAAAAUCCCUGCUUACUUUACGGGAACAGGAGAUCUCAUGACUGCUCUUCUACUUGGUUGGAGUAAUAAAUACCCUGAAAACCUUGACAAGGCAGCUGAGCUUGCAGUUUCAACGUUGCAGGGGCUUCUGCGAAGGACGCUCGAUGAUUACAAACAGGCUGGGUAUGAUCCCAGCUCAAGCAGUUUGGAGAUUAGAUUAAUACAAAGCCAGGAUGAAAUCCGCAGCCCAAAGGUUGAACUGAAAGCUGAGAGAUACAGCUAAAGCAGGUGAAAAUGUAACAUAUUUAUCUAAAAUAAGGAAAACAUAGAUGAUUAUGGGAUUAGUUGAGAUCUCAAUGUUGGUUGGAUCACAAUAUCUAUGUUGCACGAUUCUUUUAUGCAUAUAAAACAGUUCAGACUUCAGAGUAAGAAGUUGUGCAAGAGCUCUUAUAAAACAUUUUAAACAGCAAUUAGACAUAUGGGUGUUUAUGGCUGUUAUGUUUGGAUA
This is a messenger RNA of Capsella rubella, 1266 nucleotides long. RefSeq names its product pyridoxal kinase. Gene Ontology annotation, molecular function: pyridoxal kinase activity. The transcript has 13 exons. Bases 13 to 1041 code for a protein of 342 amino acids. The record is from RefSeq and is a predicted model, not a curated record. Lineage: Eukaryota; Viridiplantae; Streptophyta; Magnoliopsida; Brassicales; Brassicaceae. Gene Ontology annotation, cellular component: cytosol. Gene Ontology annotation, biological process: pyridoxal 5'-phosphate salvage.